AAAAACCCUCAUCCAAUACACAUUGGCAGUAAACUAGAGGGAUUAUAGUCAAUAUACACAUCGGCCCGCAUUUGAAAGGAGGUUUCCCAGGGUACGGGAUACGAAAGCCUGGACUGAUCAUAUUUUCCUUAAAAAAAAUACGAGUUUUGUUGGAAAAUGUAAAAAGCUACUGACCCAGAGAAAGGACAAGCUGUUUCUAUUAUACAGGUUCACCACACAUAUUUGGCGUGUGUUUGUGAUAUCUGAGGAUACACAAUGUCAGAAUUAACGAUAACUGAUGAUGGGUCAUCAGAAAGCAAGCGACGGGCCUCAAAAGAGAUUGUAUCCAAAUGUACGGCUGCCAACCCUAAUCGCCGGAAGUCGACAUUCUUUAAGCUUGCCCAGAGUUCACAACAAGGAAUCCACGUAAGGCGCAUGACCAGGGCACUAUUAGGACAGACCCUAGAUACACCGGAUGAACAACAAGAAUCCAAGCCAAAAGUUCGCUUAGAAAACACAUACAAAAUGAAACCUGAUGAAGGCUUCUUUUCCUUCAGAGUUCGUAAGGAGAUCACGACAUUGUUACAAGAACACCUUGACAACGUCACCUAUGACCCCGUCGUGUGCUCUAGAUUAUGCUGUGAACUUUCGGUGGCCAUUAAGAACAAAGUAAAGAGUAUGAACUUUCCGCGACAUAAAAUUAUCUGUAAUGUGUGCAUUGGUCAGCAAACAGAACAUGGCGUUCAGAUCGCCAGUAGGUGUCUCUGGGACGCCACCACCGACAGUCACGCAUGCGUGACGUACAAAAACAAUUCUCUGGUGGCGAUAGGGUUAGUACAUGGCAUCUUCUUUGAGUGACGUUCAAACAUUUCAUGGAACAAUAUUUUGGUAGAUUUUAACGGACUUUUGAUUUUAAAAAGUGCUGUAUUAACAUUUUCAUGAAAGUGUAGUACAAUGGAGGAUGAUUGUUAUUAUUUUCAGAAACCGAAAGAGUGGUUUUGCUGUAUGCGAGACACAUUAUUGAAUAUUGUUCCACUUUCCAUUUGAAUCAUAUUCAAAGAUAUUUUCGCUUUUGUAUUCCUAUGGAAUUUGCUUAUUUAUUUGCCAUGAACUCAACAUGGAAGUGUACUGAUUAUAUGACAAUUUCAAAUAUUACGGUCAACCGCCUUUAAACUGAAGUAAACUUAAAGACAGUGAACGACGAUGUUUCUAUUCGCUCAGAAGGGGUCAUUAUUGUAACAUUUGUAUCUCAGAUGAGAAAAUAAGAUAGUCGCGAGCAUUUUGAUCCUGGCGAGUUGCGAUGACCGUGAUACAAAAGAAGCUUUACUUCUCCCUGCUUUACCGAAAUAUUGUUGAUUUGAGAUUUGAAUAAAACAAUCAUUAACCAAAAA
Messenger RNA from Mizuhopecten yessoensis (Yesso scallop), 1370 nucleotides. Its product is annotated as tctex1 domain-containing protein 1-like. The record is from RefSeq and is a predicted model, not a curated record. The coding region runs from base 256 to 837 and encodes 193 amino acids. Gene Ontology annotation, biological process: microtubule-based movement. The transcript is spliced from 3 exons. Gene Ontology annotation, molecular function: dynein intermediate chain binding. Lineage: Eukaryota; Metazoa; Mollusca; Bivalvia; Pectinida; Pectinidae. Gene Ontology annotation, cellular component: cytoplasmic dynein complex; cytoplasm.